CAAGUUGUUUGCAAAAAGAAUCCAGUUCGAUCUGCAGUUGUGACUCCGACUAUCGCAGCCGGCGGUCGAUCUGUUCGCACCCACAAUUUGAACAUUGGGACAGACAUAUCCGGCAUCCUCCCAAGAUAAGCCACUUUAUGCUUGUCUCGGGUCAUCUUAUGCUGGAGACACUCUCUAUACCAACAUUACUACUCGUGUGACCACACCUACGGUCUCUCAUGCAUCGAUUUCCCUGUUAUCCUUCCUCGCUCUUUGUCCAUAAUGAAACAUGAAACAGGCCGCCUUGACCCGACAUGCUGCUUCUCUGCAAAGCUAUCACAUAGCACGCAUUACCAGCAAUAAUACCAGUACAGCCGUCCUGAGUCCGAAUAGCUCGUCGCAACCCAAGCUAGUCGCGUAUUCAUGCUGGCCAUCUUCACAUCGACUCUAUUCAGCACAUACUGCCCCUCAAUCCGAGCGGGCAGACAGGGUUGGAGUCCUACCUCAGAAUGAGCAGGCUGGGUCUUAUGCAAGACGUGAAAAGCAAAGGUUGACAAAUAAAGAAUUCUUCACAAGUCUUCUUAGCUCUGCACCUACCAAGCGAGAUGCAAAAGCCUUCAUAUCUAGGCUGAAAAGCCCGACCGGUACAUCGAGUGCCUCAGGACCCGGCAUACUUCCUGCAUCAAAGAAGGCUCAAGCCCCGUCCAAGGUCGGAGACCUGUUAUAUCGGAAUCGGGCCGUGGAAGCAAGCCCUGUCUUUACACAAUUCGAGAAAGAGUCGGAGCAAACAAUAGAAGAGCAAGAGACUCUGCACGUCGCUCUGCUGAAGAUCAGCAAUGUAAGCUGCAUGCCUGACGAUAUUGUCGGUGGCAUCGCCAAAACUCUCUCAUCUCUAGCUCGCCUGGGCAUGGUGCCUUGUGUGGUGCUCGAAGAGUCAGAUCAAUUGGGCGACGCCAGCUUCCGCGGCCACUUUCGAAGGACGGCUGACCGAAUGGUGGACGCCAUUGAUGGUGUGAAUGAGUCCGGGGCCGGAAGACUUGACAACAUCUUCAACGUUGGAUCGGACGGACGUCCGAGUGUCUUCCUUCGAAAGCUCUUGACGCGUCCUCUACGCAGAGGUAAAAUUGCGGUAGUUGUGCCAAUUGCUUAUUCGGAAGAGAAUCAACAUGCAGUCUCAAUUACUGCUGACGAAGCUGUAUUGGCACUUACCAGAGAACUUGCAGGCCUUGACUUCAAUCCGGCAGCUGGCGAACCUAUCAAGCAGCGUACCCAGAAGAUGGAUUCCACAUGGAAACAGAUUUCUUUGGACAGGAUUAUUGUUAUUGACGAGACCGGAGCCAUUCCGAGCACGAAAUCUGUCGAUCGGAAGCAUGUCUUCGUCAACCUCCAGCAAGAAUAUUCGUCAAUGCAGGAAGAACUGCGGAGCUCGACAGAUGGAAACGUCUCGCCCAAGCAUGCGGCUAAUCUGAAAUUGUUUCGGGAUACCCUGCAAUUGUUGCCUCACUCGGCCUCUGGCCUUUUGACCACUCCACUCGAGGCCGCCAACACAUCACGGACCUCAACCGAGGAUGUCUCCACUGUCGGGACCAGAAGACAGAAGAACCCUCUGAUCCAUAAUCUUCUGACCGACAAGCCUGCGUAUUCAUCAUCGUUGCCGACUCGAAGACUCGGCCAGGAUAAUCCAUCUACGUCUUCGAGCAAUUCGACCUUUGUCAAGCGAGGGAUGCCGUUGGUAGUCCUGCCCCAUCCGGACGUGCAGCCCUGGACGGCCGGGGGGACCCCUCGUUUGAAGCUGACCGACCCUCGAAUUGACCUCGACAGACUGGUUUACCUGAUCGAGGAUUCGUUCAAUAGAAAACUGGAUGUGGAUGCCUACUUGAAGCGGGUCAACGAUAGAAUAGCUGGAGUCAUCAUCGCUGGGGAGUACGAAGGCGGUGCCAUCCUGACCUGGGAGACACCGCAGGGUGCGUCUGACAGCGACAACGCCCGUCUGGUCCCUUAUCUGGACAAGUUCGCCGUAUUAAAAAGAAGCCAAGGGGCUGGGGGCGUUGCCGACAUAGUCUUCAAUGCCAUGGUCAGAAGCUGUUUCCCGAACGGUGUCUGUUGGCGCAGUAGGAAGGACAACCCGGUUAACAAGUGGUACUUUGAAAGGUCACGCGGAACAUGGAAGAUCCCAGAGACCAACUGGACCAUGUUUUGGACGACGCCGGGGCUCGAAGACCCGGAUAAAAGUCGAACGUUCCUAGACUACGAGAGUGUCUGUCGAAACGUCCAGCCAACGUGGGCCGACGGCAAAAAAAUCGCGGAUUAGAGGUUCAAUAACAUCGAUUGUGGGUAUGUUGCCUUUUCAAAAACUCCGCGCUCAACCAACAGUAUACCCAAUAGACUAUGACAAUGACACACUAGUACAGACAGUACAGAGCACGAAAUAAAAGUAAGAUAUCAAGUGCAGCGGCCAUCAGACGCCUGGCUUCUUUUCAGUAGUGACUUUCGACACCAUGCGCAUGGACUCUCUGGGCUCGACCUGAUCAAACGAGCCAUUUGGCACGAUUCUGUCGUCCCGAGCCUGGGCUCCAUGGUUGUCGGAGCCUGAAGGUCCCGGCCUCUUCAAUUGCUGCACAUUGCCACGGAACAAAGCUAGCAGAUAGCUUGAGGUGAGGAUCUCGGUUGUGUUAGGAGCGCCAUCCUCGCUGAGAUCAUUUGCAUGUAUGCGACAGAGGCCAUCUGGCCGGGCGUCUGACUCGCGGCGUGCUGCUGCCGCUGCCUCCGCCUCGGUGUCGUUCUUGACAGGCUUGUGGUUCUUGGAUAUCCAGACAUUUCCGAGCGCGGCGCUGGCAAAGAUACUCAGGCCCAAGAUGGGCAAGAUGGAAACAAACGCCCACAUGGUGGCGGUGGCGCCCUGUUUCCGGAUGGCCAACUGCUCGGCAGGCGGGAGCUUGCUGAUGGCGUCGAGAGAGUCGUUGUUAUGCAUGUUGAACGAGACAUCGGCAGUGUUGCUGCCGGACUUGACGGUGCUUGAGCCAAAGUAGUCGCUCAUUUGGUUCUGGAAAACCGAGCCCAUGAUGGUCAGGGCCAGGGUGCCGCCGAAGGGCAUGGAGAAGCGCAACAGACUGUACACCGGGGCCAGGCGGUCGCGGAACAUGCCGGCCAAAUGCAGGUUCGAGGGCAUGAAUCGCAGGCCUGUGCCGGCGCCAGCCACGACCAUCAUGACAUUCACCAAAGUGGCGUUGCGCGAUUUGACCGCGUACGCUAGGGUGGAGAUGCCUGCCGUUUCGAUGACGGUGCCGACGAGCAACGGCCAGAACGUCUGGCGCGGCCGCACAUUGCAGACGUAGACGGCGCUGUAGACGCCGACCCCGAGCCCUGGGACGUAGUAGAGCAGCUGGGUGCCGGCGUGGCUGGCCUUGUCGCCCUCGACGACGGUAAAGUAGAUGCCAAUGAAAUAAAAGACGGAAUAGAGUGCCGAACCGGCCGAGGCGGCAAGGGCGCAGAUCAGACUGACGUCCUUGGAGGCCAGGACCGAGCUGGGAAUCAUCGGGACCGUCUUGGGGAAGAGACGGUUCAGCAGCCGCGUAGGCGCCAGAAGGGCUUCGUAGGCGAGGAAGACCAGACACAGGAUCGCUCCAAUCACCAGACUUGAUAUCACCGCUGCAGAUCGCCAUGGGUACGUCGAGCCGCCCCAGGCUGUGCCCAGAAUGACCAGCCCGACACCGACGAUAAACAAAAAGAUGCCACCAAAGUCGAGGGUCGAGAUACCCGUGGUGAAGGCCUGCAGACGGGAUUGUCCGGCCGGUGGUCGCGACAACGAGACUCGGCCUGGCUUCAGGUCUUUGCGUAAUAUGGAGAUUGUGAGGACGCUCACGACCGACAUGCCGGCGCAGAGGACGAAACAAUACCGCCAGUUGGUAUUGGUGAGAUAGCCGCCAAUGACUGGGCCAACACCUGCAGAUAGUAGUUGUCAGGCGCAAUUACUUUGGAAGAUUGUAUAUGCGGGCAGCUGGAAUCCAGGUUUUAGAACUUACUGUAACCCACUCCAUUCAUUAGCUGGAAGAUACUGGUGUUGACAGCUUGCUCGCGCAGCGACACCUGAUCCGCGAGAACGAUCAUGACCACAUUCGAGAUUCCGGCCGUGCCCACACCUUGCAAAGCUCGGCCUAGCAGCAGAACAGCCCAGUCCGGGGCUGCUGCACAGAGAACGCUGCCAAUGGUGAGAAGCACAACGGCGCACUGGAGGGAUGAAUGUCGUCCAAAGAUGUCUGCCAAUUGACCCCAUAGGGGAAUGAAGGCGGUCGACGUCAAUGUGAAUGCGGUGACGAUCCAGUUCAACUGGUUAAAUUUGUCUGUCAUGACUCGUUGUCAGUCUUGAACCGGCUUAUGCAUCAUGAAGUCUUCGAAGUAGAACACCCAUAUCAGCAAGUGACUUACUGAAGUGGGACGCGACUUGAGGAAGAGCUGUUGCAACAAUCGUCAAGUCGAGACUGGAUACGAAAAAGGCGGGCACGAGACAAAAGAGAAGCUUCCAUCGGUAUUUGCGCGCAGUGCUCUUGUCCUGUACACAUUGCGGGCAUUUCUGCUUUGACUCAGGGACUGAGUUAGGAGCACUCGCUUCUUGGGCCUUCCGCGCCCUAUAUUCUUUGAUUUUGCGAUAUGUGUAUAUGAACACCAUGUUGGGCACGACGAUGCGCUGGGUGUACUUGAACGGUCAACGUGAAACAAGUGAGAAUUGAAUUGUUGGUAGGACUCGACAUGGGAAAUACUGGAACAGGAACAGCAAUACGACUUGACAUUAUAUGUCUGCUUCAAAUUGGGAGACGCCGUGGUCACGACAGUCACAGUCAAUGCGAAAUCAUUGAGCACUGCACCGGUGGGGCAUGCUAUGGUUUCCUGGGGCUGAAUCACAGCCUGCUCCGCGGA
This is a messenger RNA of Exophiala dermatitidis NIH/UT8656, 4893 nucleotides long. RefSeq names its product amino-acid N-acetyltransferase. Gene Ontology annotation, cellular component: mitochondrial matrix. The record is from RefSeq and is a predicted model, not a curated record. The transcript has a single exon. Gene Ontology annotation, molecular function: L-glutamate N-acetyltransferase activity, acting on acetyl-CoA as donor; arginine binding. NCBI's taxonomy places the organism in Eukaryota, Fungi, Ascomycota, Eurotiomycetes, Chaetothyriales, Herpotrichiellaceae. The coding region runs from base 269 to 2290 and encodes 673 amino acids. Gene Ontology annotation, biological process: L-arginine biosynthetic process.